Corylus avellana is the source of this 1013-nucleotide messenger RNA. RefSeq names its product gamma-interferon-responsive lysosomal thiol protein. Gene Ontology annotation, molecular function: oxidoreductase activity, acting on a sulfur group of donors, disulfide as acceptor. Lineage: Eukaryota; Viridiplantae; Streptophyta; Magnoliopsida; Fagales; Betulaceae. The record is from RefSeq and is a predicted model, not a curated record.
UAUACAUGUGUCCUGUUUCUCUACAUGGUCUCAAACAAAUGGCUUCUCCUGGGCUACUUUUCACAUGUUCAACAGUUUUCUUCUUCUUCUUCUUCUUGUCCUUUUUCCAGUCCCCUUCUACUGCCUUUUCUUCCUAUCCAAACGAUGAUAAUCACCACAAGAUCUCAGCUGUUGGUUUUCAGAAGGUUAAUCUGUCUCUCUACUAUGACACUCUCUGCCCAUCCUGCGCCACUUUCAUUGUGAAAAAUCUCGCAGGAGUCUUCGACAAAGAUCUCAUCACUAUCACCAAUCUCAGGCUGGUUCCCUGGGGCAACUCUUUUGUCAAUAAAUCUAACAAUGCCAUUGUUUGUCAGCAUGGUUCUGAUGAAUGCGUACUAAAUACUUUGCAAGCCUGCGCCAUUGACGUUUUGCGUGAUGUGGACAAGCAUUAUGCUUUGAUCUACUGCUUUGAGUUUCUUGUCAUUGAGGGAAGGCACAACGAUUGGCAAAGUUGUUUCGACUCUCUGGGGUUGCCUAAGAAACCCGUUUUGGAUUGCUAUGUCAGUGGAAAUGGAACAAAGCUUAUACAAAAAUAUGCUGAUGAAGCUGCCCAUCUCAACCCACCUCAUAAAUCUGUGCCAUGGGUGGUUGUGAAUAAUCAACCCCUCCAAGAGGACUAUCAAAAUUUUGUAGCCUAUGUCUGCAGGGCAUACAAAGGGAAUGGUGCACCACAGGUCUGCAAAUCAGUUGGACCAAAGAUCAACUAGAUAAUUAGAAGGCAUAGGAAUCCAUUAAACUCUCCAUAUAUGUGAAAACAAGAAGACUAGAUGCCCUUAAGCAGAAGAAUAUCCAAGGCAACUGAAAACCUCAUGGUUGCACCUUGUGGUGGAAGCUUCAGAAGGAUUUACAAUAUGUUUCAAUAGCAUACAUUAGCUUGAAUAUAAGAAGUAGCUCUGUUUCAGUAACAUGUGGUAGAGCAGAAGUCCUAAUGCUUAUGUGACUCAGCAACUAUGAAGUAGAAUUUCCUUAUGUGA